CCCAAAACCCCGUUUGUGCCCCGGGCCUGUCACGUGGACCGCCCGUGCCGCUUUUGCACACCUAGACUAACACACGCAAAAAAAAGAAGAAACACAAAACCACAAAUGGGCAACACGCCGACCAAAGAAGCGCGUCCGCGGCUGUCGUCUCUCCUGAGUUUCGGCACCGGCCACUCCGCGGUGUCCGGGGCCCGGAACCCCCGCCGCCACACCAUGCUGUCCUCGCAGGCGGCGUCCGGCAAGGCCGGCGGCAAGACCGAGGAGAAGCUCCGCGCCAAGGAACAACACGCCAUGGCGCUCGUGGUGCGGUUCCGCGAUAACGCCGACGGCGGCUACUUGGCGCCGUUCGGCACGUACAAGCUGAACCUCGACUUCGACACGCAGGUCGUGCGGCGCCUCGUCUUGGAGCGCCGGCUCGCGCCGUUCUACACGCCGCUUCAGGACUUUGACGCGUCGUGGACCGACGACGAGCUCGUGGCCUUGGUGCGCCAGAGUCCUCUCCACGCGUUGGACGCCGCGUACGGCGACGACGACGAGCCCGACGACUUGGAGGACCACAAGAUCCGCCGCCCGCUGAACCUCCACAAGCGCCAGGAGCAGAGAAAACGGCUCCAGGAAAUGCUUGCCCGCGUGGCCGAGCAGCAGCGCCAGUGUGAGUCCGAGUACCUCGACGCACGCACCGCCGCGGGCGCCGCGGACGCCGCCGACCCCGAUCUUGCCUCGCGCGACUUGGUCUUGCGGCUCUACCGCGGCGCGGCCGAGUGCCCGAUCUGCUUUCUCUACUUCCCGUGCCCGCUCAACUACAGCCGCUGCUGCCGCCAGCCCAUCUGCACCGAGUGCUUCGUGCAGAUCAAGCGGCUCGACCCGCACCCGCCUCACGACGACGCCGCGCUGCCGCUGCCCGGCGAGCUCCCCCACACGCUCAUCUCCGAGCCCGCCCACUGCCCGUACUGCGCCAUGACCGACUUCGGCGUCACGUACGACCCGCCCGGCGACGUGCACGUGGGCCGCGGCGCGGCCUGCAAGCCCAGCGAGUACUCGGAAAAGUCGCUGAUCAAGUCCAUCCCAGAAGACGCGGAGGAGUCUGUGGAGUUUGUCGACGGCGCCGACCCGCAGGCAAGGGCCCCGCCGCCCGCCAGCCCGCGCAAGCCCAGACGCAGGUCCUCAGUGGCUGCGGAAUCGGACGCGGUAAUCACCACCGACGCCAUCCGCCCGGAAUGGGAGCUGAAACUUGCCGCUGCCAAGAGCAGGCUCGCCAGGAAGGCCGCCGCCGCGAGUGCCAUCCAUGCGUCGAACUUGAUCAUGAACGACGAAGGCUCGUCCUCGCGCAGCAGGGCGGGCCACAGCCCGCGCUAUUACAUGUCUCUCGAGGACCGGAUGAUGGAGGAGGCGAUGAAACUACUGCUUUUGGAGGAAGAGGAGCGAGUGGCCAGGGCCCAGCGGCUGAGGGGGAAAUAGAGAACGGCGCCGUGCGCGGCCGCCGUUAGGCACGGCCAUGCACGAUUUAGUCAUGCUUUCGGCACCGUUGUUAUAGAGUUUGUGCCACACCAC
Molecule: messenger RNA, 1551 nt
Organism: Metschnikowia bicuspidata var. bicuspidata NRRL YB-4993
Lineage: Eukaryota; Fungi; Ascomycota; Pichiomycetes; Serinales; Metschnikowiaceae
Gene: SIP5
Product: Sip5p
Exons: 1
Coding region: 106-1458 (450 amino acids)
Cellular component (GO): cytoplasm
Source: RefSeq, a predicted model, not a curated record